AUGCCGCGUGAAAUCAAAGAAGUUAAGGAUUUUUUGAACAAGGCUCGCCGCACCGAUGCCCGUGCUGUCAAAAUAAAGAAGAACCCUACAAAUACCAAGUUCAAGAUUCGUUGCUCACGUUUUCUUUACACACUUGUGGUACAAGACAAAGAGAAGGCAGAUAAAAUCAAGCAAUCGUUACCACCAGGCUUGCAAGUGAAGGAAGUUAAAUAAAUCUGCUCUAUGUGACGUGUGUUGAUGUACUUGAUUUCUUGGGCACUAUCUUUCAAUAUGUUCGUUAUGGAAUAAAACAAAUGGACAUAAUUGCGGUGUAAAA
Messenger RNA from Drosophila virilis, 316 nucleotides. It is a transcript of the gene RpL38, whose product is annotated as ribosomal protein L38. Gene Ontology annotation, cellular component: cytosolic large ribosomal subunit; ribosome. Gene Ontology annotation, biological process: translation; protein-RNA complex assembly. Gene Ontology annotation, molecular function: structural constituent of ribosome. Lineage: Eukaryota; Metazoa; Arthropoda; Insecta; Diptera; Drosophilidae. The record is from RefSeq and is a predicted model, not a curated record.